CGUGGUUUUAGAUUGUGCUGAUUUUGGCUUAAAUAAUAUUUGUGUGUUUGUUGUAUUCCUGCGCAUUACAGAGGAAAGAUAUACAUGUCAUGAUGGUUAACGCGACAUUUGGAAUACACACCCUUGUCGUUGCUUUACUCUUCUUUUGUUUGUAUUUUGUUAGCGGGGAUAUAAGCUACUCUUUUACAGAGGAAAUGCGACACGGGACUGUGAUCGGAAAUAUCGCCAAAGACCUCGGCAUCGACGCAAAUACACUAUCUCUUCGAAAGGCUCGUAUUGAUACUGAAGGAAGCGACAAACGAUUCUGUGAAAUAAACCUCCGUAACGGAGAUCUGAUUGUUGCCGAAAGGAUUGACAGAGAGGGCCUGUGUGGAGACAAAGCAUCCUGCGUUUUAAAACAAGAACUCAUGUUGGAAAAUCCAUUAGAACUGCAGCGAAUCAGCCUACAUGUCCAGGAUAUAAAUGACAACUCCCCACAGUUUGAUAAGAAUUUGAUCCAUAUAGAUAUUAGAGAAUCUGCGUCAAAAGGUGCUCGUUUUCCAAUAGAAGAAGCGCACGAUGCCGACAUAGGUAAAAAUUCAGUUCAAUCAUACAACCUACAGACGAAUGAAAAUUUUUUCCUUGGAGUUGGAACCAAUUCUGUGGAACUUGUUCUUAACAAAGAGCUCGAUCGUGAAACAUUACAAGAAAUUAAUCUACUUCUGACCGCUUUAGAUGGUGGUUCCCCUCAAAGAUCAGGUACCGUGGUCAUUCACAUUACUGUUUUGGACGCUAAUGAUAACGUGCCAGUGUUUAGCCAGGCCGUUUAUAAAGCCAGUCUGUCAGAAAACUCUCCCAUGGGUACUGUUGUGCUGACAGUAAAAGCAAAUGAUGCAGAUGAUGGACUAAAUGGAGAAGUUACAUAUGAUUUUGGACACGUUUCAGAAGACGUUAAGUCAAUAUUUGCCAUAGAUUAUAAAACAGGGGAUAUAAAAUUGUCCGCCACAGUUGAUUAUGAAACAGUGAGAUCGUUUGAGCUUCGCAUAACUGCGAAAGAUGGUUUAGGAUUAACUUCCUAUGCUAAAGUCAUAAUAGAUGUUACUGAUGUGAAUGACAACCCACCUGUAAUAUAUCUAAAGUCACUGUCGAACCCCAUACCCGAACACUUGUCACCUGGUACAGAGGUGGGCAUCAUUAACGUGCAGGACAGAGAUUCGGAGAAUAACCGACAGGUCCGCUGCUCCAUCCAGCAGGGUGUCCCCUUUAAGUUGGUUCCUUCUAUUAAAAACUAUUAUUCUCUGGUGACCACAGGACAACUGGACCGCGAACUAGUGUCUGAUUACAACAUUACAAUCACUGCCACUGACGAGGGCUCUCCACCUCUGUCGUCGACUAAAAGUGUUCAGUUAUCUGUAGCUGACAUCAACGACAACCCACCUGUGUUUGAUGAGCAGUCGUACAGCGCAUAUGUGAGUGAGAAUAACAAACCUGGCUCCACCUUAUGUUCCGUUAGUGCUCGAGACCCCGACUGGAGACAGAACGGUACAGUGGUUUAUUCUCUGUUAGCUGGUGAGGUGAACGGUGCCCCGGUGUCCUCCUAUCUGUCUUUGAACGGAGACACGGGUGUGAUCCACGCUGUGAGGUCGUUUGAUUAUGAACAGUUUAGGAGUUUUAAAGUCCACGUGAUGGCCAGAGACAACGGUUCUCCUCCUCUCAGCAGCAACGUGACCGUGAGUGUGUUCAUCUCAGAUCUGAAUGACAACUCUCCUCAGAUCCUCUACCCUUCCCAAGAGGGCAACUCCUUCAUGACCGAGCUGGUCCCCAAAGCUGCACACGGAGGCUCUCUGGUGUCCAAAGUGAUCGCGGUGGACGCGGACUCCGGACAGAACGCCUGGCUGUCCUAUCAAAUAGUCAAAUCCACUGAUCCGGGACUUUUUACAAUUGGUGUCCACAGUGGAGAGAUCAGGACACAGCGGGACAUUUCUGAAUCUGACAGCAUGAAACAGAACCUUGUAGUGGCAGUGAAAGAUAACGGGCAGCCCUCUCUGUCUGCCACCUGUUCCAUGUAUUUACUUAUUUCUGAUAACUUGGCGGAGGUGCCAGAACUGAAAGACAUCUCUCAUAAUGAGAACAAUUCCAAACUGACCUUUUAUCUGAUCAUUGCGCUGGUGUCUGUGUCCACGUUUUUUCUGACUUUUAUCAUCAUCAUCCUGGGUUUGAGGUUUUGUCGUAGGAGAAAGCCCAGACUGUUGUUUGAUGGAGCAGUUGCCAUCCCCAGCGGUUAUCUUCCUCCUAAUUACACAGAUGUUGAUGGCACAGGAACUUUACGCAGCACUUACAAUUAUGACGCGUACCUAACCACAGGUUCAAGAACCAGUGACUUUAAGUUUGUGACAUCAUACAAUGACAACACGCUGCCUGCUGACCAGACUCUGAAGAAAAGUCCAUCAGACUUUGCUGAUGUUUUUGGAGAUUCUUUGGAGACUCUGGAGGUAGGAGGACAUGUUUUUGAACUAGGCUCUUGUGUUCAUGUCUUCCAGCCUUACUAA
Maylandia zebra (zebra mbuna) is the source of this 2528-nucleotide messenger RNA. NCBI's taxonomy places the organism in Eukaryota, Metazoa, Chordata, Actinopteri, Cichliformes, Cichlidae. The record is from RefSeq and is a predicted model, not a curated record.